UGCCAUCCCUGGCAGCGAAGACAACAAAAUUAAAGUUUGUUAUUUGGCAAAAUUAACAAUGUACACAUUGCUGCACGGCUUCUACAAAUACAUGACACAGAAGGAUGACUACUGCGUUGUGAUCCUGGGCCUGGACAAUGCGGGCAAAACGACCUACCUGGAGGCCGCCAAGACCAAGUUUACGCGGAACUACAAGGGCCUGAAUCCCAGCAAGAUCACCACAACGGUCGGCCUCAACAUCGGCACCAUCGAUGUGCAGGGCGUGCGGUUAAAUUUCUGGGAUUUGGGCGGCCAGCAGGAACUGCAGUCGCUGUGGGACAAGUAUUACCAGGAGUCGCAUGGCGUCAUCUACGUGAUAGACUCUAAUGAUCGCAAGCGUAUGGAGGAGUCCAAGAUUAUCUUUGACAAAAUGAUCAAAAACGAACUGCUCUCCGGCGUGCCUUUACUCAUUUUGGCCAACAAACAGGACUUGCCGGAUGUGAUGGGUGUGCGCGAGAUCAAGCCAGUGUUCCAGCAGGCGGGCGUCCUGAUCGGCCGUCGCGAUUGCCUAACCAUUCCAGUGUCCGCCCUCCACUGUGAGGGCGUUGACGAGGGCAUCAAGUGGCUGGUGGAGGCUAUAAAGCGGCAUGCGGUGGUAAGGCCACCGCGGGAAAACGAUUAAUCGCCCGGCAGAAAAUCGUGCGGGGGAUGGGCUUUAACUAGAAUUGUAUUUUUGUACCUUUUAAGGCUUUAGGACUACGCUUAUAUUUGUGUAAUUAGAUGGGGCGAGUUUUGUGAGAUACUACUAAUAAUUAUAUGCUGUUAUAAAUGCGGAAGA
Molecule: messenger RNA, 817 nt
Organism: Drosophila kikkawai
Lineage: Eukaryota; Metazoa; Arthropoda; Insecta; Diptera; Drosophilidae
Gene: Arfrp1
Product: ADP-ribosylation factor related protein 1
Biological process (GO): Golgi to plasma membrane protein transport; protein localization to Golgi apparatus; intracellular protein transport
Cellular component (GO): Golgi apparatus
Molecular function (GO): GTPase activity; GTP binding
Source: RefSeq, a predicted model, not a curated record